Talaromyces stipitatus ATCC 10500 is the source of this 630-nucleotide messenger RNA. Its product is annotated as DUF866 domain protein. Bases 44 to 535 code for a protein of 163 amino acids. NCBI's taxonomy places the organism in Eukaryota, Fungi, Ascomycota, Eurotiomycetes, Eurotiales, Trichocomaceae. Gene Ontology annotation, molecular function: zinc ion binding. The transcript is spliced from 5 exons. The record is from RefSeq and is a predicted model, not a curated record.
ACACCUAUCAAAAACAUCCAACCCUUUGAAAAUCAUCAUUAAAAUGCUCUCUCUAGCUUUGACAGCUGAACUACAGGGGGUAGCAGGCCUUCAGCCCAAAGACACAGAAGAGGAACCGUACUACUACACCUUCAAGGUCCUCUGUAGCUCAUGCAGAGAGGAACAUCCAAAUUGGGUCAGUUUUUCUCGAUAUGAAAAACACGACAUCCCGGGCAGUCGAGGAGAAGCAAACUUUGUCUGGAAAUGCAAGCUCUGCGGUAAAACACACUCAGCCUCCAUAACAGCCGGUCCAAACGCAUACCAAAUCCCCGAAAAUGCCAAAAACAAAACUCAAAAGAUCAUAGAACUCGACUGUCGCGGUCUUGAGUUUACGGAUUUCAAGGCUGAUGGAGACUGGGAAGCAAAAGGGGCGGAAACUUCGACGUCCUUCUCAGGCAUUGAUCUCUCCGAGGGGGAGUGGUAUGAUUAUGAUGAGAAGGCUGGUGAGGAAGUUAGUGUUAAGGAUAUCAAGUUUGAGAUUCGGAAUAUCAAGUAAAUGAUUGAUUGUCAGGAAGGAAAAUGGGAGGCUGUUGGGAGGGAGGGGACGGGUUGAUGUAAGUUAGCUAGUUAGCGACGACCGAAUGAUAAUGG